Messenger RNA from Talaromyces rugulosus, 1155 nucleotides. RefSeq lists its product as uncharacterized. Gene Ontology annotation, cellular component: nuclear chromosome. Gene Ontology annotation, molecular function: ATP binding; DNA binding; DNA topoisomerase type II (double strand cut, ATP-hydrolyzing) activity. Lineage: Eukaryota; Fungi; Ascomycota; Eurotiomycetes; Eurotiales; Trichocomaceae. The transcript has 6 exons. Bases 1 to 1155 code for a protein of 384 amino acids. The record is from RefSeq and is a predicted model, not a curated record. Gene Ontology annotation, biological process: reciprocal meiotic recombination; meiotic DNA double-strand break formation; meiotic DNA double-strand break processing.
AUGGACCAACUCAUGCCAGGCAAAACAUCAUCUUCCUCCGAUGACAGCUCAGUAGUGUGUUUCUUUGAGAAACUGCAAUCAGCCUUUCUGGAUGAAUUUGAGAAAGACGUAGCAGGUCUCUCGAUAUCUCUCAAGAAACGGCCAUCGCAAUAUCAGAUUUCGUCCGAAGAGAAAACAUUGGCAUUUGAAAAGGACGCAGCCCAGAAACAAGUAACUUACUCAUGGCCAGGAAAGAGUCCACACGAAGCAUGGAGGUUUAGUUGCGUUCUGCGAGUUCUCUCGCUCAUAUUCGAAGCUGUUCAAGACAAUCUGUUGCUAAGCAAACGGAGUAUUUACUACGACAAUCCCGACCUCUUCGGUACGCAGCAAGUCGUUGAUAGUAUUGUCGAUGACAUUGCAUAUACUAUUGGUGUUGAUCGAUCAGCCUUGCACAUCACUUCAGUCGGCAAAGGGCUGACAGCUGGUGUUGGUCGUUUUACCACGAAAUCAGAGUUUUGUUUUGACACUUCGACAGGAGACGUGCUUAUCCCCCGCCUUGCGGAUAUUGAAAGUAUUGACAUCUCCGAGGUCAAAUGGGUUCUCAUCGCGAUUUUCCGCAGACUUGUCCACAAACGAUACUCUACUGAGAAAGGAAUCCUCAUUACCGGAAAGGGAUAUCCCGACAUAUCCACUCGCGAAUUCGCCCACCUCCUUUCGGACAUUGUAAGCCAGGGAAAGAGUUCUGUUGUCCCCGACCUCAAAGUUGCUUUACCUCCAUCUAGCCCGCAUUUCUUCGCCCUAGUGGAUGGAGAUCCCGAUGGUCUAGCCAUUAUGUCGACAUACAAGUACGGAUCCAUGGCCCAUGCCCACGAGAGCGCUCGUCUCAAUGCUCCAAAGUUGGAGUGGCUGGGAACGCGUAUUUCCGACAUUGUUAGCGAGAAGAACAAGCUUGACAACGACGACUGGGUGACAAUUUCAUUAACACCACGAGACUCCAAGAAAAUCCAAACGAUGUUGGGUAACAACCCCGUAUUUGCUGAAGACGGGCCCCAGCCUGAUUGGCGAGCCGAGCUACAAACCAUGAUGCUGCUCAACAUGAAAGUCGAAACUGAAGUGUUGUAUGGUGUGGAUGGUGGUCUGGAGGAAUGGAUGGAUUCGAAAAUGGCAUCUAUGUGA